UGGAAUUUUAUACAAUGCACAGGAAGGUCCUGUCUUAUGAAGGCCCACAGAGAGGCGACCUAGAGGAAACUAAGAAACUACUGAGCCUUGUUUCUAAGAUUGAAGAGCAAGAGAUUAUUGAGCGUUACAAAGAUGAACCAGAGCUCAAAGAAGAUCAAGACAUUAAUAUUCUUCAAUAUUUUCUUUUUACCAAGAGGAAAUAAUGCCCUGAAUGAGGUUGUGCUCCUUGUUCAAGAAUGGCAGAGAACUGUCAAGAUAGAGAAGAACUUUGAAGCAAGAGAUUGCCAGUUAUACACAAUUGGUAGCUACGCUCUAGGAGUUCUUGACAUUGAUUCAGAUAUCGAUUGAGUGCUUGUUGCUCCUGAAGAAUUUUCAAGAGACACAGAUUUCUUUACUAAUUUUGUAAAGCUCUUACAAGAGAAUGAGAGUGUGUCUGAUAUUCUUCCUCUUCCUGAUACUUAUGUUCCGAUAGUCAAAUUUAAGUAUAAUUCAUUCUCUUUUGACAUCCAGUUUGCAAAUUAUGAAGAUUGAGCAGAUUUUGGAAUAUUUCAACACUUUUUAAGUAAGGAUCUUGAUAGAGGCUCAUUGCUUGCAAUAAACAGUAUCAGAAAUCUUGAGGCCAUUAAAAAUCUAGUUUGAUAUCCCAAGUUUCAGAAUGUACUAAGAAUGGUAAAGCUUUGGGCUAGGAAGAGAGGAAUCUAUUCAAACAUCUAUGGCUAUCUUGGAGGUAUUUCAUGGGCUAUCCUAGUUGCGCAGACAUGAAUUAGCUUUCCAAAUUUUGAAAUUAACAGACUUUUCCAUAUGUUCUUCAAUCUUUUCGAUGUUUGGAAAUGGCCAGAGCCUGUCAUUCUUACAUCUAUAGAUAUUCCUGAAGUUGAGGACAUCAAUUUGGAUUUGAAUGUUUGGAAUCCUAACCUUAAUUACGAUGAUGCAGAGCACAUAAUGCCAAUUAUUACUCCUUACUACCCUCAGUUUAACACAAGUGUAAAGGUAAUUCCUGCAACAUUGAGUAUAAUUAAAAAGGAAUUUCAUCGUGCUUGAGGAUUCUUGAAGAGCAAAGAGGAGAGUUUAGACACAAAGAUCAGUCAGCUCUACGAACCAUAUGAUAUAACUGACGACUUCUCUCUAUUUCUCAGAUUAGACAUGAUCUCAAGCAAGGAGGAUAUCCACAGGUGGUCCGGAAUUAUCCAGAAUAAGCUAAGAGUGCUUUUGCUCUCACUGCAAAAUAUCAAGAAUUUAAGUUUCAGGCUUAUCCCUCAAGUUUACAGAACUGAUGACACUUCAGAAACUUUAGUUAUUGGGAUGAAGUACAAGAAGCCAAAAGAUAAACCAGAACUGAAGGAAUCUACAGACAAUGGUAAUGUCCAGGAUGCUCCACCAGUCGAAGAGUCUAAGCAUCAAACACAAAAUGGAGUUCUAGCCCAAAAGACAGGUAAUUUCAAGCUUGAUUUGUCUGUACCGAUAUUAGGCUCAGGCGAAAAGAAUUUAAAGGAAGAUUCGAUACCACUUUCAGUAGAAUUCGAUCAUAAGUGAACUCUUUCAGAAACUCUUGAUAUCAAAGAAGAAGUAAAGAGCUUUAUAGAAUGAGUUCAAGGCCAUAGAAGCCUCCUUUGCGGUGAUACUAUUAAGAUCAAGUUGGUAAAAGACCUUGAUGAUCUAGCUGCUUAAUUACCACCAUAAAUAUGUAUCCCUAUCAUAAUAACCCCCUUU
Moneuplotes crassus is the source of this 1710-nucleotide messenger RNA. NCBI's taxonomy places the organism in Eukaryota, Ciliophora, Spirotrichea, Euplotida, Euplotidae. The record is from the annotation of a GenBank genome assembly.